Molecule: messenger RNA, 1571 nt
Organism: Clupea harengus (Atlantic herring)
Lineage: Eukaryota; Metazoa; Chordata; Actinopteri; Clupeiformes; Clupeidae
Product: alpha-1-antitrypsin homolog
Molecular function (GO): serine-type endopeptidase inhibitor activity
Source: RefSeq, a predicted model, not a curated record
GCUGGCUACAUAGGAGUUAGUUAAUGCUUAGUGAAAGUGACUCGGAGCAAUGGUUUGUUAAUAUUUACAGAAAGUAAUCCCAAAAUGCCUAUAAAAUGCUGGAUGUAACUUAGUAGUUGUCACUGACAAGGGAGUCACCAUAGGUCAUAAGAUGAGAGUGAUUCUGCAUUGUGGUGUGAUCGCUGCCCUUCUCCUGUCUGUGGCUUGGGCCACCCCACAGGGCGCUGAUGACCAUGAGGGCCACGACCACGGGCCCCACACAGCAGAUCACCACCACCACCUCCAUCAUGGUGAGGAUGAGUCUCAUCCGCAGCAUGAGGGCCAACAGAGCUACGCGCUCAGUAAACCCAAUGCUGACUUUACCUUUGCCCUCUACAAGAAACUGAGUGCCUUACCUGAGCCCCAGUCAAACAUCUUCUUCUCCCCACUGAGCAUAUCCAUGGCUCUGUCCAUGCUGGCUCUUGGGGUCAAGGGUGAUACCUUCUCUGAGCUCUAUCAGGCUCUUGGCUAUGCUGAAAUGACCCCUGAAACUGUCAAUGUGGCCUAUGAGCACAUCUUUCACAUGCUGGGCCAUGAAAAAGAAAACAUGCAGCUUGAUGUAAGCAGUGCUGUUGCACUUCGGUCAGGAGCCAGUGUCGUGGAUAAGUUCUUAGAGGACGCCAAACAUUAUUUUGAGAGCGAACCAUUCACUGUUGACUUCACCAAACGUGACGUGGCCAUUGAGGAGAUCAACAAAUACAUUGCUCAACAAACCAACAAUACAAUCACUGACAUGGUGAAGGAGGUGGAUUCAGACACGCUUAUGAUACUAAUUAACUGCAUUUACUUCAGGGGGGAAUGGCAAAAAAUGUUCAACACGAAACUAACAAAACAAGCAGACUUUCAUGUGGAUGAAAACACAAAAGUGUCUGUCGAUAUGAUGCAGAAUCAGGGUUUGUAUGAAUUCUAUGAGGACAAAGACAACUUCACCACUGUGCUCAGGCUUCCGUACAAGGGCAGUGCAUCUAUGAUCAUCGUCCUACCUGACGAGGGGAAGAUGAAGGAGGUUGAGGACAGCAUCAGCACCUCCCACUUCAAACACUGGAUUGACGCAAUGGAAGAAGGGCGUGUGAGCGUUCAUAUGCCAAAAUAUUCUGCUUCUGGAAAAUAUUCACUAAAGGACACCUUGACAGCGAUGGGUGUUGUCACUGCUUUCUUAGAUACUGCAGACUUUUCUGGAAUGACAACAGAACCAGUAAAGCUAUCAAAGGUGGAACAUCAAGCAGUCCUCCGUGUCGACGAGAAAGGCGCAGAGGCAGCCGCAGUCACCACUGUGGAGAUUGUAUUGAGAGGAAUACCUCGACCUCAGAAAAUGAAGCUAAUUGAAAUCAACAGGCCUUUCUUUGUGUUCAUCACAGACAGAAGCACCAAAAGUAUUCUCUUCAUGGGCAAGAUCUCAAACCCAGCUGCAAAGUGAAUGUAACAUGUGAAAGUACCGUGCGAUCUCAAAGAAGGUCAUGUCGAAUGUCAAAUUUACGAUAAAUGUCAUAAAUAUUUUGGGGGUCAUUCAAUAAAUAUUUCAUACUUACAUA